GAAAAAGGGGUUUUUUAAUUAGUAGCAUGACCAAUUAAAGAUAGAGCCGUAUCAAUAUAUAAUUGAGUAUAAUUGUCUUAUCGUUUUUUUUUGUGUGAAUACUAUUCAAGUCAAUAAACAAAUAAACUUCCUUUCAAAAUGGCACAAAUGUUUCGAAUAUAUACCCACUUAAUUUGGGUUGUCUUUUUCUGGCUCAAUAUCGUCAAUGGACUUGAAGCUGUAGCAUUCACACCUCAUGUCAAUGAUUAUGAUAUUAAUGGAGCUUCAUGUGGAUUAGUCAAGAAGAUAUCUGGUUCUAAAGAUCCAGCUUUUAUCCAUGCUUAUGUAGAUAACUUAUAUACUACCGAUGAGUCACUCAUCCCCACACUUAAGUUCCCCAUAAUAAUCUUCAAAUAUACUGAUAUUGCCAAUUUCACCAAUUUACCAACAUUCACCAAAUAUGACUCAUUGUAUAAAGAAGACAAGGCCGAAUUAUAUAAAGACUUGGUAGAUUUUGAGACCAACAAAUUUAAGUUGGAUUUAGCUAAGGAUGCACAAUUCAAUGAAGCUGAUAUCUAUAAUGAUUACAUUACUUUAGAUAACAAGGAUGACAGCGAACAUAUUGAUGUAAUAUUCCCAGUAGAAAGAUCUGGAUUCUAUUGUGUGUACAUUGCCCCUCCAACCGAUCAAUCAUUAACGUCUGUAACGAUUCCCGUUACUUUUAAGAAUUCAUAUGGAAAUUUGGGAUUCACUUAUUACUUAGAAAAUACACAGAGGAUAUAUGUUAUUAUCAUUGCUUGUGUGUUCUUUGGUUAUUUAUUGAAUUACAUCCUUCAGUUCAAAGUCGAUGAUGACUUCAAGAAUUUAAAUUCAGUCUCGUUAAUAUCUCGAGUUCUCGUAUUCUUUGUCGUUUUACCAUACAUCUUUUUGAAUAUUUAUUUAUGGUUCAUUUUCUUUUUGCUUAACAGAAUUUCUGAAAGUUACUUAUUAAAUGUGUUGGCUAAUUUUGGUAUAGCACUUGGAAGUACGUUCCAAGUAGUACUUAACUACUUCACAUUAUUAUUCGCUAUGGGUUAUGGAGUCAUUUAUUAUCACAAUGGUAACUCCAAGAACUAUAGAAUGAUGCCUCAAAAGUCCUUAUCACAUGCAUCAUAUCUUUUGAUUGCUAAUCUUGUUCUUUUAAUCGCAUUCAUCUUCUUAGAUAUCAAUGCAGUCAAGGCCAAUCCUUUUGUAAACAACCGUACCGAUGUUGAGAACUCUAAGUUUGUCACUCGUGCUCAUUCUGCUCUUGGAUUCAUUUUGAGUAUUAUUUCAUUCCUUUGGCUAAUCUUAUCCAUAGUUAAUUACUUCAAAACUAAGAAGAUUAUAAGUAAGUUUCCUACUGGAACUAAUGACAAACUUAUUACUGCAUUCAGGCGAUCGAUUUUGGUAAUAUUCGUAUUACCGGUAUUCAUAUUUUUCUUAUCUGUUGGUGUUUUGAUAUAUAAGCUUCUUCACAAUAUCAAGUUACCCACACAGGGAGUAAGUGAUUUAGAAAUGGAAGUGUUCCAAAUCAAGAUUAUGGAAACUUCACUUUUAGAAUCUUCUGGUUUAUUGUUCGUGAUCUGGUCUGAAAAAUUGACAUUCUUCUUAACUAUUGGAUUAAUGUAUGCAAUUUGGGUCAAGGAUAAUACUGGAGUUAUCUAUGAUCCAAAUGCCAACGAUCCAAUUGAAUAUGCAGAUGUAUCUCAGUAUGAGAUUAGUGAUGAAGAAGAUUUAGUAGGAGAUAACGAAGAAGAAGUUCGAGCCUAGAUGUUGUAUUAGAGAUUUGCUUUUGAAAGGUUUUAUGUUGUUGUUUAUUGUUACUU
Molecule: messenger RNA, 1826 nt
Organism: Scheffersomyces amazonensis
Lineage: Eukaryota; Fungi; Ascomycota; Pichiomycetes; Serinales; Debaryomycetaceae
Exons: 1
Coding region: 139-1770 (543 amino acids)
Source: RefSeq, a predicted model, not a curated record